Messenger RNA from Electrophorus electricus (electric eel), 898 nucleotides. RefSeq names its product ribosomal protein S3A (gene rps3a). Lineage: Eukaryota; Metazoa; Chordata; Actinopteri; Gymnotiformes; Gymnotidae. The record is from RefSeq and is a predicted model, not a curated record. Gene Ontology annotation, cellular component: ribosome. Gene Ontology annotation, biological process: translation. Gene Ontology annotation, molecular function: structural constituent of ribosome.
CUCUCGCGGUAUUUCCUUAUUUCCUUCUCUUUCCCUCUCUGGGUUUCAACAUGGCAGUCGGUAAAAACAAGAGGCUGACCAAAGGUGGCAAGAAGGGUGCCAAGAAGAAGAUUGUCGACCCUUUCUCCAAGAAGGACUGGUACGAUGUCAAAGCCCCAGCCAUGUUUAACAUCCGCAACCUGGGCAAGACCUUGGUCACCAGGACUCAGGGAACCAGAAUCGCCUCUGACGGUCUGAAGGGUCGUGUGUUCGAGGUGAGCCUUGCAGAUUUGCAGAACGACGAGGUCGCCUUCCGCAAGUUUAAGCUCAUCACUGAAGAUGUGCAGGGCAAGAACUGUCUCACCAACUUCCAUGGAAUGGACCUAACCCGGGACAAAAUGUGCUCCAUGGUCAAGAAGUGGCAGACCAUGAUCGAAGCCCACGUGGACGUGAAGACCACGGAUGGCUACCUGCUCCGUCUCUUCUGUGUGGGCUUCACCAAGAAACGCACCAACCAGAUCAGGAAGACCUCCUACGCCCAACACCAGCAGGUCCGCCAGAUCCGCAAGAAGAUGAUGGAGAUCAUGACCCGUGAGGUCCAGACCAAUGACCUCAAGGAGGUGGUCAAUAAACUGAUUCCUGACAGCGUGGGGAAGGACAUUGAGAAGGCCUGCCAGUCCAUCUACCCCCUGCACGACGUCUACGUCAGGAAAGUCAAAAUGUUGAAGAAGCCCAAGUUUGAGCUGGGUAAGCUGAUGGAGCUGCAUGGAGAAGGAAGCAGCAGUACCACUACCAAGCCAGCAGAGGGUGACACCGGGGCCAAGGUGGAGAGAGCUGAUGGCUAUGAGCCUCCCAUUCAGGAGUCUGUCUGAAGCUUCUACCCGCAGCCAGAGUGAAUAAAAUGAUGUACAUUUGGAAA